AUAGUCUCUGGAAGUGACAAUGGUGCCCCGGGGACCUUUGCCAGUGCUCUUACAAUUUCACCAGAUAUAGCACCAUCGACUACGACAUCCGAUGAAUUUGUUGCCGAGUGGGGCUUUGAUUUGAACGAACUCUAUCGAAUGGCUAGAAGCUUCUUUUGCCAAAAUGAAGGCAAAGCCUUUCACGUGUCGUACGAGGAUAAAUUAAAGUUGAUUGCCUAUACGCAACAGGAACGACACGGGCCGUAUGAUGAGGGCAAAUGUGAGCCUGUUGGGUACCUCGACCUUAUAGGACAGGAUCGACGCGAGGCCUGGUUGGAAUUGGGUCAUAUGAACGCCCAUACGGCAAAGCAGGAGUUUGUCGCAUUACUGCAUGAUCGUUGUCCACUCUUUAGGCCAUUCGUGUGCGCACACAAAGCCAGCAAACAGACAAAGAGGAACGAGCAUGCUCCAGGAGCCGCUGGGGAUACUCGUAGUCCUGACUCGUCGCCAUCCAGCCCAUCGCAUUAUCCGUUACUAGGAACAGUCGACGGGACUGGUCCUAAUGAGACGAUGAUUAAGGCCGUCCUAAAUCAGCAAACUCUCGAGCAGUUUUCAACCUACGCAGCGCAACAGGCACCAAAUGAUGAACGUCAGCAAAAAACGAUUAUUGCUCAACUUCAAGAGGAACAUUUUAAACAGUACAUGAAAACGUUAGCAGAACAGACAGCUGCCCUUUCGUUAAAUAAUGGCCGUCGUGCGCAACCGACAUCGACGGGUCUAAACACCGCGCUUACCUCAGGUCCAGUUCCUUCACCAGUGUUAUCCACGUCAUCGCCAAAUCACCUUCAAUGUGGCUAUUCGAAUUCGGGCGGGGUUUCGCCUCAAUCAAUGAAAACUGUGAUUACACAUUCAACCGAGUUACAGCUGUAUGAAGACUCCCAGCAGAAUAAUCAGCACAGACCUGAGGUACUCAUUUCGAGGCCGCCGCAUGACGCGAGUCAUCACCAGGUUAUGAUGUCGACACCGUCAGAUCGAGGGCAGCCGGAUCAAACCAGCCAAGGAUCCACCCCAGAUCAAGGGGCUUCACUUCUACAUCAGCAUCAAUCACAUGAACACCAGCAUGGACACGUGCAUCAUGGUGGCAGUGGCGAUCAUGCCGAAAGCCAAACCGGAAGUGGUGAUGCAGAGGACUCGGAUGAAGACGAGUCUUCACUAGUCUCUAUUGUCGAUUUAUCUAUGUGGACGAGAGGGGAUAUUGUCGAGUUUAAGGAGUGCAUUCGACAGGAAGGCGGUGAUUCCAUUAUCAAGGUUGGACAUGGUGAGACGGUUACGGUACGUGUGCCCACCCAUGAUGACGGACAUUCGAUCUUCUGGGAGUUUGCCACAGAUCAUUACGAUAUUGGAUUUGGGCUAUUCUUUGAAUGGACGAAGACUCCGGGGAGUGCGGUUUCAGUUCACAUCAGUGAUUCAGAAGACGAGUCUUGCGAAGAAGAAGAAGAGCAUCCCGGCAAUGAUGAUGUUGAAGCAGUCAAGCAAGCAAAGGACCCCGAAGGCCCGCCAACAUCAAUAAUCGUUCCCAUAUACCGUAGGGACAGUCAUCUUGAGGUGUACGUCGGGAAACACCCGUACCCUGGACAGGGAAUCUAUCUGCUUAAGUUUGACAACUCGUACUCGCUUUGGCGUGGUAAAACGCUCUAUUAUCGUGUUUACUAUACAAGAUAGGCGGUUUCAUUUGGAUAUAUAUGGGCAGCCGCAUAUUAUGAACGCGUUGUUUCUUGACUCAAGGAAUGGUCACCAUAAGUUAAAGGGACUGUGACUAAUCAUUGAUCAACGCCGAUAGGUAGUGAGUAGCGACGAACUAUGUCGUUCACUUACCUACUGCUAGGAUUAGGAUAUCUAUGGAGGAACACUUCGCUACUGUUUAGUUCCUUGACCAUGUUGCUUGUCCACAUUGAAAAAACAUCAUGAAUUGAUGAUGUAUACAUCAAAGACGUUCUUCGUGAAGGUGGUUACUGUGCUUAUUGUCAUUGUUUCAUGAGGUUCAUUAAGAUACGCGAAAACGAUAAUGGCCAUUUAGAAAACCGAAAGGAACGCGUAAAAAAAAGUGAAAUAAUGACAUCUUCAACUUAGCACGUACAUGUUUAUCCCUGCUGGUGUCAAACAGAACACCAGUGUUCCUAGAAUGAAAAAGAAAAACUACAUACAUAUAUAUAUAUCGGUGAAUUUAAGAUCUGAUUUGUUUUAUGAACUUGAUGAAACGUUUGAUAACUAAAAAGCUACCGCUAUAAGGUUUCGCUGAUCGAGGUGCAACUAAUGAUAAAAGUAUAUCAUACUGUUAUAGGGAAAUACAUAUAUAUAGUUACCUUAUAGCAGCCUAAUAAGCCGCAGCGCAAUAAUAGUGAUGACGCUGCUGGAGCCAAUAUGACUGCGAUUCUUGGUCGUCUUAUAAAACAUCAUUAUUAUCAACACUAGGACGAGAGAUAGGUUUUCGACGGUUACAAUCUUCAAGAUUACGCGAAUAGAGCAAAAAGAGGUAAAAAAAAAAAGAGGGGGAAUAGAACAUCCCUUUGGAAGAAACCAGACAAUUAAGUGAUGAACUAAUAUCAUGUCGUUGACCGAAAUCGGAACAUAUAUACACAAUAUAUAUGUAAUCUGACUAGGUGUGGGUGUGUCUGUGUGCAUACGUACAAACUAUAUUUAGCCGCCCUCCAGCCAGAAACAGAAGAUAGCUAGUCAUAAUUUCUAUGAAAUCAGCAUACAAGAGUUUCUGCUUGAGGUUUACUGCAGACUACUGCGAAGAAAAUACACACGUAGCAACGCAGUAUUAAUAUGGACAUCAACUAGGGUAAAGUGAAAUGUUGCCAUUUAUGGAUAACACAGCAGUUAUCUUAAAGACACACAUAUAUAUAUAUAUAUAUAUAUAUAUAUAUAUAUAUAUAUAUAUAUAUAUAUACAUAUAUGCACAUAUAUAUAAGGUGAGUAAAUAAAUUAUAGUGCUGGACAGUCACAAUGCCGCGGUACUUUUAAGCUUAGAGAAAGAAUAAGAACGGUGAAUGUGGUGGGCAUUGAGUUUGUGAAUCGAAGUAGCGCGCUUAGAUCAUAGACUAAUAUAUACGAAGCUAGAGGCAUAUUGUGUGUGGUGUUGAAAUAUCUACCUAAAAACUUGGCAGAUGAAAAACAAGGCGGGACGAGAAAUGAGAGUGCACAUAGGAAAACAGCAAGUCUGUAUAGAGAUGCAGAAAAAAGAUGACAAGUGUUUCUGAUUCGUAGCUCGUGGCACUCACGGUAGCAUACCGCACACAGUCGCUGUUUCAUGCAUAGAAGAUAAUUAAGAAAAAAAAAGUCAUCCGACCGAAUA
Varroa destructor (honeybee mite) is the source of this 3337-nucleotide messenger RNA. Its product is annotated as Golgi resident protein GCP60-like. Gene Ontology annotation, cellular component: Golgi membrane. NCBI's taxonomy places the organism in Eukaryota, Metazoa, Arthropoda, Arachnida, Mesostigmata, Varroidae. The record is from RefSeq and is a predicted model, not a curated record. Gene Ontology annotation, molecular function: fatty-acyl-CoA binding.